CGGUGGCUCACCAACACACCACUUUUGUAAAGAAAUGGUUGGAAUUGAGGAUAUUGGAGCGGGGGGACAUGGAAUUGAAAACCAAUUAUGGAUUUACUACCCUUCACACUGCUGCCCAAGUAGGAAACGUCAGCAUUGCUAAGCAGCUUGUGAUAAAAAACAAUGAGUUGCCAUCGAUCAUUGAUCACGAGGGAGACACACCACUCAUUGUUGCAGCUUAUAUAGGACAAACAAACAUGGUCUCGUAUCUAUUCUCUGUGACUCCUCAUGAACAGUUUACGAAAGCAAAACGCAUUGAGCUCCUUGGUCAUACUAUCCGCAAUGAUAUGUAUGAUAUAUCUUUGAAAAUUCUGAAAUUGUAUCCAAACAUAGCAAAUGCCGACACUGAAUGCUGGCGGGAAGGGUUGGAAACGUUGGCCAAGAAACCAUUCUCAAUUGGCAGCGAAAGAGACCUAUCAUUCUGGAAAAGUCUCUUAAAGUACUCCUGUUUCAAAGGGAUCUAUAACAAAGCUUUCAUGAAGGCAUCAGCCCAUCAAUUGGUUAAAAUACUUUUGAGAAAGGAUGGAAUUCCAGACAACCUGAUCUUAUCAAAAUUGAUUCUCAAUGAUAUGGCUUUAAUUUUUGAAGCUGCAGAAGCUGGAAAUGUUGAAUUUCUAAUUAUAAUUUCAGACUCUUAUCCUGACCUUAUUUGGAAACUAAAGGAAAAUAACAUGAGUAUAUUUCACACUGCUGUUUUACAUCGGCAAGAGAGUGUGUUCAAUCUAAUAUAUGAGAUAGGUGAUCCCAUGAAUAGCAUUGCAUCCUAUGUUACCAAAGAUGACAGAGAGAACAUGUUGCAUUUAGCUGGAAAAUUGGCUCCUUUAGAUCGACUAAAUAUCGUAUCAGGAGCGGCCCUUCAAAUGCAACGGGAGUUGUUGUGGUUUAAGGAGAUAGAAAAUAUUGUCCCGCGAUCAUUUGCGAAGAGAAAGAAUUCGAGAGGAAAAACACCUAAGGAGAUAUUUGGAGAGGAACAUAAAGAUUUGCAGAAAGAUGGUGAAAUGUGGAUGAAGAACACAGCAAACAAUUGCAUGGUCGUCGCAACAUUGAUUGCCACUGUGAUGUUUGCUGCAGCAUUCACAGUACCAGGUGGCAGCGAUCAAACUAAAGGGACUCCUAUUCUUUUGAGAAGUACCUCAUUUAUGAAUUCUUAA
Molecule: messenger RNA, 1190 nt
Organism: Corylus avellana
Lineage: Eukaryota; Viridiplantae; Streptophyta; Magnoliopsida; Fagales; Betulaceae
Source: RefSeq, a predicted model, not a curated record